AUGUCGUCGUCCAUUGCAAUCCCCUCCGGCCGGGUUUCGGCCUCGGCUUACGACGACGAGAGCCCAAAGCCGGCCUCCAGCUCGUCUUCCUCCUCCUCCUACUCGACCUCGCCCCACACCCCGGCCAUGGACAAGGCCUCACCGUCUCCGUCUCAGUACCGCCCCAAGUACCUGCACCAACGUCGGCCCAGCCUUCUCAGCACCUCUUUCUGCAAAGACGAGUGCAAGGUGAUCGACAUUGGCGACCCGGAGGGCCCCCGGCGACUGAUCUCGUACCUCUCUUCCAGCCAGGGCUUCGUGUGGAACCCCGAGAUCUUCCUGCCGUCAUACGUCGACUGCGAUUACGUCCCGCUGGAAAACCGCCGCGAGCCCGUGCACGAGAUCCGGCUGUCGGACGACGAGGUCAAGAAGAUGCUGCCGCAAUGA
Messenger RNA from Neoarthrinium moseri, 426 nucleotides. RefSeq lists its product as uncharacterized. The transcript is spliced from 3 exons. Bases 1 to 426 code for a protein of 141 amino acids. The record is from RefSeq and is a predicted model, not a curated record. Lineage: Eukaryota; Fungi; Ascomycota; Sordariomycetes; Amphisphaeriales; Apiosporaceae.